GAGAAGGGCCCCUUUAAAGAUGAUAAUCUUGUGGGGCUUCACUGGAUGAGCACAAAUGAAGAUUUGUUGUGUUUGUGCCUUUCCUCCCGUCUCGCAGCAAGAGGCAGCCAGUAGGCGGUGCCGCUUGGAGUUUGCUUCACUGUUGGGUGAGGGUGAGAGUGUGCUGAAGGCUGAAAGACGGGAAUAGGACGCGAUUUAAAGCGUUAAACUUUUUUGCUUUAAAAACAAAAUUUAAGGAGAAACGAAGAUGUCUGCAAGUUGCCAGCAAAGUGAAUGUCGAGUAAUCCCCACCAGGACAGUGAUUCUGAACGAUGCAACGCAGCUACCUCAUGAUUAUUGCACUACGCCGGGAGGAACGCUGUUCUCCACCACUCCCGGAGGCACCCGGAUUAUUUACGAUCGGAAGUUUCUUAUGGACUGUCGUCAUUCUCCAAUUGCAAAGACUCCACCUCGUUACCUCCCGCACAUCCCAGGUGUGACAACUCCAGGCAUUGCUGAAGAUACCAAGGCAGAAGCAAAUGAUGCUGCUCACAGUGGUGGAAACAACCGUGAAGGAAAAUCAUCUACUGGGGAUGAAGCUCAAUUUGAGAUGGACAUCUAAGCUUUCCACGUGUGACUGCAGACUCCGCUUCUCAACGCUUCGAAGACCUGGCUUGUGAUUCCUAAUGUACAAGCCUUUGCCGUGGUACACAAGCUCUCCUGAAAUCUGCCAAAAAAAAAAGUUUGAUACAAAUGAUUUUUGCCUGUGGUCAACCCUGCAACAUUUAUACUUUGUCUAUGACCUUAAGUCAUGUUUUUGCAGCAAAAUAAGUUGGUCCCAAUUUUCUGCUGGAUUUUUGGAAAGAGUUGGGGAUAUCAUCCUUUUGAGAACGGGAAAGGUAACAUUUUGUUUAAUGGACAAACAAAAGCUAUUUUUAAAACUCUUUGUACACAAAGCAAUCUUGAAGCAGUUCCCAUUAUGUAACACUGUAUAUAUCUAGCAGCUGAGAUUUGUUUCAUUAUUAAUUGAGUUCAAAAGCAAUUUUGGUACAAAGCCAUAAUUGUGCAAUCUUAUUUUUGGAACAUUUUGGAAUGUCAUGUGGAAUGUCAUGUUGAGUUCAGCAAGAACUUACAAUAAGCUCCUUGCUUAACUAUUUUAAUUAUAAUCCAUUGAAUUCCCAAGUCAUUUAAUCUAAUGUUCCAGAUUUUGUUUUUAAAAGAAAUGACUUUUGUCAAUGAAAGCACUGCUUCAUUGAUCAUUUCUGCUAUUUUAAGGCUUUUCCACUACUCCAUCUUCAGAUUUGGGUUGAGGCACUUAUCCCACUGCACUUCACUGCUGUGAGUAGGGAGUGUCAGGAUCAGGCAAGGUGGAAUUGAGUAAGUGUCUUGGAUCUGAGAUGCAGACAUGUGAGUGUUUAUGCUUGGUAAAGUCAACAAUCAUCAGCAGAUCAUCAGGAACUGUAAAGUAACACUAGAUUUGAAAACCAUUUUGUUGGAAUGAAAAUGAAUGGGCCUAUCUUGUAUUUAUUUAGUGGGCAUAACGAGGUACUGUGGUUGCUUGCAUUGGGUUGGUUUAAUGUACUCCCAGGCUGGUUAGAUCCAGGUAUGUCCUUUUGCUAAAAACCCUUUUUAUGUAACAUUUUUCACAUUUAACUGUAAGUUUAUGAGUUUUAGUGCUUAUUAUUAAACAAUGUUGGGGAUGGUGAUCUGAAACCUGGUCCCAUAGAGCUGCUUCCAAUGGGCAGAAGACCAGCUUUUAAAGAUGUAGUGCUGACUUGGCAUGGGGACUGCUAGGAUAUGCUAGAGCUAAAGUUGAUUGAUUUUAAAACUUGGAGAGAGCUGCAAAAAACACAGCAGGUCUGUCAGUCAAUAGAUAAACAGGUGGGGGGGGGGGGGGGGGGAGUAGGAGGCUCUGCUUGACUAUAGAAUGCCCCAGUAUCAAAAUAGGUCAUUCAGCCCAUCGAGUUGCAUUCAAUGAUUGUUCCUUUAACAAGUUAAUCCCACUCAUUUCUCCCCACAUGUUUUGUGAUUCCUUUAUUUUUUUUAAAAAAAGUAAUAUUCUCUUUAUAAUUUGUAGACUUCUAGUAUUGGUCCAGGAUGUCAACUGGAUUUUUGAUCAUUUUUCUAUUUUGCAGUUGCUGAUGGACAGACAGUUUCCAAUGUUUUAUGUUCUUUGUGAUUUGGUAGGGAUUUUUUGCAAUGGGGUUCAUGGCAAAGUAUCACUGCAUGGCUUCCAUAAUUAAUUAGUUAAUACUCUGGAUAAAUAAACUCAGCUGCUCAGGUAUUUUGACUCUGGAAAGCAACUCAAAUGGUAAGAAAAAGUGUUGCAGUCAUUAUGAUUUAUUUUUAUUUUUUGGGACAAGUGGAAUGUUGGUCCAAUAACUACAAUGCAGGGUUCUAUGAUUCUUCUUGCUGUAAUAUAAUGAUUCCUUGGA
Molecule: messenger RNA, 2414 nt
Organism: Pristis pectinata (smalltooth sawfish)
Lineage: Eukaryota; Metazoa; Chordata; Chondrichthyes; Rhinopristiformes; Pristidae
Gene: eif4ebp2
Product: eukaryotic translation initiation factor 4E binding protein 2
Exons: 3
Coding region: 248-601 (117 amino acids)
Biological process (GO): negative regulation of translational initiation
Cellular component (GO): cytoplasm
Molecular function (GO): eukaryotic initiation factor 4E binding
Source: RefSeq, a predicted model, not a curated record